GUGGAUUACUGUGUUUCGUAGAUUUUGACACGUGCUCGGAAGAGCUGUCGUCGCACGUACAACGUAACAAGGUGCAAAGAGUGAAAAGGUGAAUCGUACGAAGAAGGAAGCUGUCGAAUUUUUUGUUAAGUAAGAAGCUACUGUGAUACGGAUACAGUGAAAGUAAAAAAGAAAAAAAAUAAAGCAUUGAACGACGUACUACAUAAAAUAUGUAUUAUACGUAUGUAUCUUUUUCUUUUAUAUUCAAAGUUGAGCGCAGGCGGCCAUGAUGCGGAUGUAAAGUUACGAUCGCGCGCAGCCAGAGCUACGAUCCAUUUGCGAUUGUUGUGAAUGCGAAUCCGGCUUAAGACUGAGCGCACCUCCAAUAGACGCGUAGAUUUCGACGGGCCGAUUCCCGCGCGACUCACGUCGAAUCGUGGAACUGUUUGGGCUGAACGUGUUAAAUGGCUGUGCGUCGGCCAUGAUGGCUUUGAGCAGGGACCGUGUCACGCAAACAUGUUUUCAAAGUGAUAUAUUUCGUUUGGUGACUGAGUGACCGUGUUCCAGCGCGAUGGCCGGAGAACGAUGAGGCCCUGAGCGCUCUCUGUGCCGGGUAAUACGGCCUCUGGGCCCCUAAACAGGCCCAAUUAAAUUCACGUUCCGUAAGCCCGAGGCCCGAACCGACCCGACUGGCCUCACGGUUCGAGCAGCCAAUUUGGUUGUCAACACGCGAGAGUCACUCGCCUCAAGAUGAGCAAGCUGUCGUUCAGGGCUCGCGCCCUGGACGUCUCUAAGCCAAUGCCGAUCUAUAUGGCUGAAGAAUUGCCAGAUUUGCCAGAUUAUUCGGCCAUUAAUCGCGCAGUGCCCCAAAUGCCCAGCGGCAUGGAAAAGGAGGAGGAAUGCGAACAUCAUCUUCAAAGGGCAAUAUGCACGGGUUUAAUCAUUCCUACCCCUGAAGUAACUGACUUGGCAGAUGUUGAAGCUUAUGACAAAAUAUAUCCUGCUGAUUACAAGUUGCCUCGUCAACUUAUACAUAUGCAGCCCUUUGCAAUGGAGCAAGACAUACCAGACUAUGAUAUGGAUUCAGAAGAUGAAAAAUGGGUUGCUGUUCAAAGUCGCAAAAUGGAUCUAACUCCACUUCAAUUUGAAGAGAUGAUGGAUCGUUUAGAAAAGAGUUCAGGCCAAACUGUAGUUACCCUUAAUGAAGCUAAAGCACUCUUAAAAGAGGAUGAUGAUCUUAUUAUUGCAGUUUUUGAUUAUUGGUUAAACAAACGACUUAAGACACAACAUCCUUUAUUAUUGACUGUAAAAACGGAACAUCGGCUUGGUUCGGCUGCUAACAAUCCUUAUUUAGCAUUUAGACGCAGAACAGAAAAAAUGCAAACACGUAAGAUUCGUAAGAACGAUGAAACAAGUUAUGAAAAAAUGCUUAAGUUACGUAGAGAUCUUAGCAGGGCAGUUACUCUUCUCGAAAUGGUCAAACGUAGGGAAAAAACGAAACGAGAACAUUUGCAUCUUACAAUAGAAGUUUAUGAAAAGAGGUAUCAAGCGCAAGAUUUCAAUGGUCAGAUUUUAGCGGAAGUGUCUGCAUUAAAAACUCCAAGACCAGCGUUCACUCCACUUUUCACCAAUCAAUUUGGAGUCCAUCAAAAUUGGGCAAAUAAAGUUUGUAAUAAAGAUGAGGUUGUAGCUAGAAAAGAAAAGAGGCAAUAUAAAAAACGAAAACAUAAAACGGAUAGUAGAGGAGGUAGCCUUGAUGAAACUGGUAUACGUGGUGGAACAGGCAGUGGAGGAGGUCGAGGAAAUCGGACAGGAGUUCUUGGAAGUGGGCUGGACCCUCUACUAAGUUCGGAUGAAGACAGUCCCCUUCCAUCACAUUCUCAUUCUCAACCUUCUCUUUCUUCUGAUAGAGAUGAUGAGGAUACUGCUGAUGAAGGUCAAUUUGCCUUUCGACGAAAUAGAAAUAGCACUUAUCUACCUCCCGUAUUAGGUGGAUUUGGAAAUUGGCCUUGGUGUGACAAACAUGAAGGAGGUUUGGCUGAUAAGAAGUAUAGGUUCGCCCUCACCAGCAUUAGUAAACCAGUACCUAAAUGUAUUGGUCUUGCUAGAAGAAGACUUGGUCGGGGUGGCAGAGUUAUACUAGACCGCUGCACUUCAGAUUUGGACGACAUGUGGUCUUCUUUAGAUUUUACGAUACACGAACCAAAACGUGAGGCUUCGGACUCAAAUACAACUGCCACAAAUAGUACACCUGUCAAGAAAGAAUGGCUACACUUUCGACCAAAGACUCCACCUGAGUCAGUGCACAGUCCAAGUGAGGAAAGUAGUGAUACAGACUCAGAUGUAGAACCAGUGUUGUCUCCAUCGAAACCACUUCCAUAUCCAUUCCCACCCGAAGCAACGUCGAUAUGUGUGGAAGUGGAACCCGAACGUGUGGGUGACGAGCCACCAUUUACUUCGGAAUUUAACAUUGCAGAUUACUUCUCAGUAGAUGCUCUAUCGGACUUUGAUCUUGCGGUAGCAAGUGUUAACGGUAGUGCGUGCGUUAGUGGGUUGUCGGACAAUAGCUCCAGCGAUUUGCGGACAGACGAGCUGGGCAGCUCACAUUUUGUAGUGACACCAUUAUGCAGCAAUGUGUUUGCACAGCCUGUGACACAACAGAACCGGCCUCAGUGCAGUGGUGGUGGUUCUAGUGUUGUAAAUACUUCAAGUUCUUCAAUCCCGUCGUCCUCUUCGUGUGUGACCAAUCAAGCGACGACACUGAGUACCGUAUCAACGCAAUGUACGAGUAUUGCGAUAGAAACACAGUCGAAUUACCAGUCCAGACAACACAGACAAUUACCUUAUAACAGUAACGCUGCUUCUAUAUUAUCUAAAUCUCUAACUAGUCCAACAAAUAAUAGAAAUGGCGGUAAUUGUGGCAGUGGUGGAAGUGCAGGAGUUAGAGUGUUUAGUGCAGCCACCACACCUAGUGGUACCAUUACAAACUUUGGUAAUGGCCAUCAAAAUGGGCCUUUAUCACAUAUAAGCAACUCAAAUAAUCUGCCAAACAGUACUCAUGUUGUGAACAAUCAGCCGACAAUAGUUCUACCACAGAAACAUCCGCCGUCCAAUCUGUUGCCUGGCCUUAUCACGCAAAGUAAAUUAGCAAGUAUUGCAAGACAACAACAGCAACAAACACAGAGUCAGGCACAACAAAUCCCAACGUCCGGGGAAAUUACGCUUAAUAGUAAUAGUGAAAGUUUGAAUCUGGAGGUGGAUGGAGUGGAAAAUUCACCCUGUGAGACCAAAUCACAACAGCAACAACUUGUCCGGGCAAAUAAAACUAAUUCAUUGGCAAUGGAAGUGACAUGAUGCCUACUAUUGGCACCCCUGUUGCUACCAACGCGUUAUCGGGGGCUUUGCUAACUUUAUCUUGCCCAUGUCUGCCUGACUAUGGGAAGUGGAUAUUGAUGUAUUGUUUAAUGCAAACAAAAAAGUGGUACGGCUGAGUACAAUUGCAAAAUUGUUUUGAUCAGUUCUCUUCUGUGGCGAAACUAUGAUUAUCAGAAUAGUAUAAAUAUUAUAGAAAAUAUUGCCUUUAGCUCUGGCCUGAAAAAAGAAAAAAAAACAUUUUAAUUAAUUUAUUUUUUUUUCUUUUCUUACUGAAUCAACAAACAGUCGGUCUGUAUUAUGCAAAUCAUGAAUUUAUAAUCAUAUCAUAAUAUACAUGUUAUUUU
This is a messenger RNA of Vespa mandarinia (Asian giant hornet), 3698 nucleotides long. It is a transcript of the gene E(Pc), whose product is annotated as Enhancer of Polycomb. Gene Ontology annotation, cellular component: NuA4 histone acetyltransferase complex. The record is from RefSeq and is a predicted model, not a curated record. Gene Ontology annotation, biological process: regulation of transcription by RNA polymerase II. Lineage: Eukaryota; Metazoa; Arthropoda; Insecta; Hymenoptera; Vespidae.